GCACCCGAAGACUCCAAGUUUAUUUUUUCUUUUAUUUUUCUUGUAAAAUCCGAACGUUUUAUAAGUUCGGAUUAUUUUAUUUUUAUUUUUCCCGCUGUAAUACUCAACAAUCUUAAGGUAGUAUUAUGGAAUUCGGAUUCGGCAUCGCGGGUUCCUCCGGCAACGGAAUGAGUUCCGAAGUUCCGGUCGAAACCACCUCGGUCGCCAUGGUUGUGCCUUCCUCACCGCUGCCCUUCGGGUCGAGUGUGGGGGCUGCCACCAUGACCUCCUUCUCGAUGCCGAGCUCGAUUUUCGGGUCGGCCCCUCGACCCAUCCCUGGGCUAGAAACCACGGGGGAUUACCCCGUCGGCAAUUCAAACCCGUUUCUCGGACCGACUAUGGCUUCGGCCUCGACGGUCAACCUUGGACCGAACACGGGUUUUCCCACACCGGUCAACGUAGGACCGAACGCGGGUUUCCCCACACUGGUCAAUCCUUUCGUUGGACCCCAUUGGGCGACUAACGGGCCAUUCCUCCACACGCCCAAUGCAGUUGGGCCGAUUACAGUGCCCGCUAGUUCGGUUCAAAGGCCAUCGAAGUUCAAUGGGACGAACUUCAAAAUGUGGCAACAAAAGAUAAUGUUCUUUAUGACCGUCUUGGGAUUUGCCGAGUACCUGCAGCAAGAUCCCCCCCAGCCCAAUGAAGCCAACGACCCCCUCGUGGCGAUGGUUAACCAAGCAUGGUACCACAACAACUAUCUCGCCAUCAACAUUAUCCUCGAGGGGUUGGGAGAUUCGCUCUACCCCGUCUACGCCGGUGCAACGCUCGCCAAGGAGCUUUGGAAUAGCUUGAACAAAAGGUAUCAAGCUGAAGAUGCCGGCACGAAGAAGUUCAUCGUCGGAAAGAUGUUGGACUACAAGAUGGUCGAUAGCAAAUCUGUUGUCGCCCAGGCUGAGGAGCUUACGGUUAUCUUCAAUAAAUGCAAUGAAGAAAAAGUAGGCGUCAGCGAGGCCUUCCAAGUGGCGGCCAUUAUCCACAAACUUCCCCGGUCGUGGGAAGAUUUCCAAGCCGACCUCAAGCUCAAAAGAACGGAGCUGAAUCUGGAGCAACUGCUCACGCGGUUGAGGAUCCGAGAGGAAGGGCUUGCAAGAAGAAAUGGAGGGGCUAAGGCGAAUGUUGUAGAACAUCCGUCGGGCUCUUCGCAUGGCGGGAAGGACAAGAUGAAAAUGGGUCCUAAGGGUGGUGUUUCUAAAUUUGCAGGAAAGUGCUAUAAUUGUGGCAUUACUGGGCAUCGUUCCUCCGAUUGUAGGAAAAAGAAGCCACAAAAGGGAAAGAAGAAAACCAUUGAAGCCAUGUGUGCGGAGCUUGAUAAUUUGGACCUCUGCGCGGUUGUCACCGAAGGCAUGAUGAUGUCUGAGAGCACUGGUAAUGGGUUUGAAGCCCCGUGGCUUCAAACUGGGGCUUCAAACCUUCUCUCUGCCAGUCAGCUUUAACUUACACCCAAAAUUCACUGGAAAUGGGUUUGAAGCCCUGGGGCUUCAAACUGGGGCUUCAAACCUUCAUUUUUUACAUUUUUAAAUAUACAUCUUCUAAAAUUAAAUUAAUAAAAUGUAAUUAAUUUAUUAUUUAAUUAAAUUGAAACACGAAUAAUAAAAAAAUACAUUAAUUAAAAUAAAAAAAACGACAAUAUUAAAAAAGAUAUAUUAAUUAAAAAAACUAAGGUAAAUUAU
Molecule: messenger RNA, 1709 nt
Organism: Cuscuta campestris
Lineage: Eukaryota; Viridiplantae; Streptophyta; Magnoliopsida; Solanales; Convolvulaceae
Source: the annotation of a GenBank genome assembly